This is a messenger RNA of Haliotis rufescens (red abalone), 1504 nucleotides long. RefSeq names its product fucolectin-7-like. The record is from RefSeq and is a predicted model, not a curated record. Bases 109 to 936 code for a protein of 275 amino acids. The transcript has 4 exons. NCBI's taxonomy places the organism in Eukaryota, Metazoa, Mollusca, Gastropoda, Lepetellida, Haliotidae.
ACCAGUGACGUAUCAAUACCAAGACUGCGUUACCUUGGAAGUGCGUCAAAACAAAACUAACUUUCCUUAUCACUUUGUGUAGGCAGAGGAUGGUCGGAACAAGGAAGGAUGCAUGUUUCAGCGCUGUUGUGCUGUGAAAUAUUGGGAUUCAUCCUUCACUAUUUUCCUUCUGUCUGCGGAUAUUGCCUUGACAACGUUGCCAGUGGAAAACCUGCUGUCCAGAGUGCUGUUGGGUUCUCAGGUGUGCCGAGUCGAGCCGUGGACGGAAAUGGGGAAGUUAAAUGGGGUGGUUCAUCUUGUACGUACAGCCCUGCAACCAGUAGUCAUCCACUGGCUUGGUGGCGGGUGGAUCUGCAGAAGGUCAUAAACAUCGAGGCGGUCACACUCGUUAACAGGGGAUUCAGCGAAAAGGACUGGCGUCUUCACGACUUUGACAUUGAAAUAUUCUCAGCUGAUCCAGUUGAGAGCCCUGCUGCAAAUGGUCAGAUGUGUUUUUCCUUCUUUGGGGAAUUUGGGAGUGCAGUUACAGAAACUCUCAGAUGCAUGUAUCCCGUUGAGGGGCGCUAUGUCCGGAUAAAGAAGAGGCAGAAUCUGAAUAGUCAGGACAGGCUAACCUUGUGUGAAGUGGCAGUCCACCCAAAGAUAAAUGAAAAUAACUGCAGUUUCGGUCAGAGGUCCCCGUCCACCUUUGUGCCCUACACAGAGAUGUAUCACACGACCAGACCCAGGCAUGAAAUCAUCGGCAGCUUGAAGACCUGCAUGAUUGAAUGUACGAUGAUGUGGGCAUGUGAUGGCUUUAACUUUAAUAGCCUUGACAGCAGCAAUCUCAAUGGAACAUGUGAGUUUGUGGCUAUGUCACUGGCAAAACUAUACGGCAAAUCAGGAUGGACAUAUUACAAGGCCAUCUGUUCCGAAACUCAAGCACAAUACGUGUAGGAAUUGAUGCAUUGGUGCGGCUGCUCAACUCUGCAGUGUGCAAUUGGUAAGGUGACUAAUCAUAACUGUUGAGAUAUAGCCUUGCAAACAUACAAAUCGGCUGUUAAUGUUCGUCACUGUCAGUAACAAAACUCACAUAUUGAGCACAUGGAAAUCUUGGCCAACAGAAGGAAAACUAGGAUGUGAAUAAAGUCUUUGAAUGGCAUAUAGAAGUGAUACACUUAAGGAACAGAUGUCAACACUUUUAUUUUGAGGACCACAGCAUUUGGAGUAUAUACUUACUCCUUCAGGUAAUACGUGAGUAAGUAUGAAGGAGUAAGUAUAUUCUCCGAAACGUUUUGUUUCUCAUAAUGACGAAGCUGACAUCCUUAUUUUCUCUUCCUUAGGAUAUGAAUGUUGUAUUUCAUGUAUUUGUUUCAACUAAUUGGCAGCUUACGUGUUUGUUUGUUUGUUGUUUAGCUCCUCACUAAGAUGUGUUCUUGUAACAUGACAGGUGUCUGUAUAAUUAUUGAAACCGAAACCGAAAAUCCAGUUAUUGACAAGUUAUGAUAUUUUAAGACACACAUAU